Molecule: messenger RNA, 1791 nt
Organism: Centrocercus urophasianus (Greater sage-grouse)
Lineage: Eukaryota; Metazoa; Chordata; Aves; Galliformes; Phasianidae
Product: ovoinhibitor
Exons: 17
Coding region: 16-1644 (542 amino acids)
Molecular function (GO): protein binding
Source: RefSeq, a predicted model, not a curated record
UGGCUUCCCGUCUUGAUGACAGAUUGGGUGUUACAUCACAAGGUGGGACCAUUUGAUAUGACAACACGCUAUAUAUUCCUGCUGUUACCUCUGCCCUUCCUCUCCCACUUUGAGAGCAAGCAAGCUGUGUGGGCAUCGAGUCGCUCUGCCAUGAGGACUGCCAAGCAUUUUGUACAAGUGGCUCUGGCCCUCUGCUGCUUUGCAGAUAUUACCUUUGGAAUUGAGGUUGAUUGCAGUCUGUAUGCCGGCGGCAUUGGCAAGGAUGGGACGAGCUGGAUAGCCUGCCCGAGGAACUUGAAGCCUGUCUGUGGCACAGAUGGCUCCACAUACAGCAACGAGUGUGGGAUCUGCCUCUACAACAGGCAACACAGCGCAAACGUGGAGAAGGAAUAUGAUGGAGAGUGCAGGCCAAGGCACAUUACAGUUGAUUGCACUCAGUACCACCGAGUUGUAAGAGAUGGCAACGUCAUGGUAGCCUGCCCAAGGAUUCUGAAACCAGUCUGUGGCUCAGAUAGCUUCACUUAUGACAAUGAAUGUGGGAUUUGCGCCUAUAAUGCAGAACAUCGCACCAACAUUUCCAAACUGCAUGAUGGAGAAUGCAAGCUGGAGAUUGGCUCAGUUGACUGCAGUAAGUACCCAUCCACAGUCUCUGAGGAUGGCAGAACAUUGGUAGCCUGUCCAAGGAUCCUGAGCCCGGUUUGCGGCACAGAUGGUUUCACCUAUGACAAUGAAUGCGGGAUCUGCGCCCACAAUGCAGAGCAGAGGACCCAUGUCAGCAAGAAGCACAAUGGAAAAUGCAGGCAGGAGAUUCCUGAUAUUGACUGUGAUCAAUACCCAACAAGAAGAAUCGGUGGUGACAAACUCCUGGUGCGCUGCCCAAGGAUUCUGCUCCCAGUCUGUGGCACAGACGGAUUUACUUAUGACAAUGAGUGUGGCAUUUGUGCCCAUAAUGUACAACAUGGGACUGAGGUUAAGAAAAGCCAUGAUGGAAGAUGCAAGGAGCGUAGCACCCCGCUUGACUGCACCCAGUACCUGGGCAAUAGUAAGAAUGGUGAAGCCAUUGCCGCCUGCCCCUUCAUCCUGCAGGAGAUCUGUGGCACUGACGGUGUCACCUACAGCAACGACUGUGCUCUGUGUGCCCACAACAUUGAAUUAGGAACCAGCAUUGCCAAAAAGCAUGAUGGGAGGUGCAGAGAGGAAGUUCCUGAGGUUAACAUCAACCCUGGCAGCAGGAACGCUGUGCAUUUUCUGCAUGCAGUCAGGGAAAGAAAGAGAAGAAGACAGCUUGACUGCAGCAAGUACAGAACCUCCACAAUGCAGGAUGGCAGGGAGCUGAUGGCCUGCACCAUGAUCUACGAUCCAGUCUGUGCUACCAAUGGCGUCACCUAUGCCAGCGAAUGCACGCUGUGCGCUCACAACCUGGAGCAGCGGACCAAUCUUGGCAAGAGAAAGAAUGGAAGAUGUGAAGAGGAUAUAACAAAGGAACAUUGCCAUGGGAUCCAGCAAGUCUCUCCCAUCUGCACCAUGGAAUACAUACCCCACUGUGGCUCUGAUGGCAACACAUAUGGCAACAGGUGUACCUUCUGCAAUGCGUACCUGGAGAGCAAUAGGACUCUCAACCUCGUGAGUAUGAGCGCAUGUUAACUCUGCACUGGAGUCCAGCGUGAGAAACAACCUGCCUUGCACAUGAGUCUUCAUGGACCAAUGUUCCCCAACAGUUCUCCUUCAGCUUGUUUUGUGUUCUAAGCUCUCCAAACACCUUUUUGGUGAAUAAACUCACUUGGCAACAUU